This is a messenger RNA of Closterium sp. NIES-65, 1365 nucleotides long. The record is from the annotation of a GenBank genome assembly. NCBI's taxonomy places the organism in Eukaryota, Viridiplantae, Streptophyta, Zygnematophyceae, Desmidiales, Closteriaceae.
AUGUACGGCGAUGUGCGCGAUCUGGGUGCGACGAAUGCGAUUCUCAUCAUCGUGCAGCUCUUCUUCGCCGGCAUCAUCAUCAUCUGCCUUGACGAGCUCCUGCAGAAGGGUUACGGCCUUGGAUCUGGAAUUUCCCUCUUCAUCGCGACGAACAUCUGUGAAAGCAUCAUCUGGAAGGCAUUUAGCCCUACGACCAUCAACGCUGGCCGUGGCGCGGAGUUUGAGGGAGCCGUGAUCGCUCUCUUCCACCUGCUCAUCACCCGGACCGACAAAGUCCGCGCGCUCAAGGAAGCCUUUUACCGACAGAACCUGCCGAAUGUCACCAACCUCCUAGCCACCGUGCUUGUCUUCCUCAUCGUGAUUUACUUCCAGGGUUUCCGCGUUGUGCUCCCUGUUCGCUCUAAGAGCGCCAGGGGACAGCAGGGCUCUUACCCCAUCAAGCUCUUCUACACCUCGAACAUGCCUAUUAUUCUGCAGUCGGCUCUCGUCUCCAACCUGUAUUUCAUCUCGCAGCUGCUUUAUCGGAGGUAUGGCGGUUUCAUCCUUGUGCGCCUUCUUGGUGUGUGGGCUGAGUCGGAAUACUCAAGUUCAGGCCAGCUCAUUCCUGUCGGCGGACUUGUCUAUUACAUGACCCCUCCCGCGAGCUUGGCGGACAUUGCGGUGCAUCCGUUCCACGCUCUCUUCUACGUUACCUUCAUGCUCUCCGCCUGCGCACUCUUCUCCAAGACGUGGAUUGAGGUCUCCGGAUCGUCUGCACGCGACGUGGCGAAGCAACUCAAGGAGCAACAAAUGGUUAUGCCUGGUCAUCGCGAAUCCAACCUGCAGAAGGAGCUUAACCGCUACAUUCCCACAGCUGCUGCAUUUGGUGGGAUGUGCAUCGGUGCGCUGACCGUUGUUGCUGACUUCAUGGGUGCCAUUGGCUCCGGCACUGGAAUUCUCCUUGCCGUUACCAUCAUCUAUCAGUACUUCGAGAUGUUUGAUAAGGAGAGGGCCACUGAGCUUGGCGUCGCCGGACUCGCAGCGGCAUGGCGACUGAGCAAACAGGGGGUACAGGUGACGGUGUUGGAGAAAGACUCGCACAUUGGCGGCCAUGCGUUCACGUAUAGCACGGACGAUGGCGUUGAUGUGGACCUCGGAUUCAUGGUCUUCAACUCGGUGACCUACCCCAACAUGCUCUCCUUCUUCGAGGAACUAGAGGUGGCAAUAGAACCCUCCGACAUGUCCUUCUCCGUGUCGGUGCCGCGCUGCGAGUGGGGAAGCAACGGCCUCUCGGGCCUCUUUGCUUCGCGCCGCAACGCCUUCCGGCCCUCCUUCUGGCUCAUGCUCCGCGAGAUGACGGUUUUCCACCAGGACGUACUCAAGUGA